AAUAAGCUACUAAAAUUUUGACAAACCCUAAACUGCAACAAAGACAAGCCAUACAUUUCACGUCCACAGCAUCAUCAUCAAACAUCCAUAGCAACGCAACCACAGGAAAACCCUAACCCUAAACUCCUCACUUAAUGACUGUCGCAGCUCCAAAUCAGGCAGUAAUGCUUUAGAAAACCCUGAAUUCUACCCUAAAGUCUGCAUCUUGACGGUCACAAUGACCGGCGAUCGCCGAGAGGCGACUUCGGGUUCCUUCGGCGGGAACGGUGUGGUGUCUUCUGGAGAUACCAACAAGUCGACGCAGGCUUUGGCGUCCACGUUGCCGAGCCAGAGGCUGAGGCUGAACCCCAGCAAGGACCACAAGCCGGAGAGCUACGAGGAUCUGCAACUGGAUUACAGUCCCUCAGUUUUCAGCUCACUCGAGCGUUACUUGCCGCCGAACAUGCUUUGCGUGAGUCGGGACGAUAAAGUCAAGUUCAUGAGGGAAAUUCUCUGCAAAUACUUGCCGCACGGAGAGCGAAUCAGAGCUCAGAGGCAUAGAGAAUACAGGCAGAAGAUAAUAUCAAAUUAUCAGCCUUUGCAUAGAGAGUUAUAUGCUAUGCAGCCUGCAACCUUCUUUGUCCCUUCAUUUAUCAAAGCUAUUAGUGAUAAUACAGAGGAAAGCUUUAGAAGGUUAGUGUCAGAGCCCUCACCAGGUGUGUUUACAUUUGAGAUGCUGCAGCCACACUUCUGUGAAUUAUUGCUGGAAGAGGUUGAAAAUUUUGAGAAGUGGGUAAAGGAAACAAAAUUCAGAAUCAUGCGACCAAAUACGAUGAAUAAUUACGGUGCUGUUCUUGAUGAUUUUGGCCUUGAAACCAUGCUUGAUAAACUUAUGGAGGGUUUUAUUCGGCCAAUGUCUAAAGUUUUCUUUCCUGAAGUUGGUGGAUCUACUCUGGAUUCUCAUCAUGGUUUUGUUGUUGAAUAUGGUAUCGAUAGGGAUGUUGAGUUGGGCUUUCAUGUCGAUGACUCGGAAGUAACUUUGAAUGUUUGUUUGGGUAAGCAAUUUUCUGGUGGAGAAUUGUUUUUUCGGGGCACGCGAUGUGAUAAGCAUGUAAAUACGGGAAGUCAGUCAGAGGAGAUCUUCGAUUACUCUCAUGUACCUGGUCGAGCAGUGCUUCAUCGUGGUCGUCAUCGGCACGGUGCCAGAGCGACUACAUCUGGUCAUAGGAUCAAUCUACUGCUUUGGUGUAGAAGUUCUGUCUUUAGAGAGAUGAAGAAAUAUCAAAAGGAUUUUUCAAACUGGUGUGGAGAGUGCUUUCGAGAGAAGAAAGAGCGGCAACGUUCAUCAAUUGCUGCUACCAAAACGGAGUUGCUUAGGACGGAGGGGGAAUCCGCAACAUGAGCCAUCUUGUGUGAAAUUCAUGGUGUUGACUAUGACAGUAGCUUUAGUUGUAACUUGGAAAACCCAGCACUGGUGAUGGUAUCCCACCUUGAAGAAGUUUUUACUUCAUCUUGACAUACAAUGUGUGUAAAAAUUGUGUGCAGUGAAGUGAAUAAUCUUAUUACUUGUAGAAACACUGCAGAGUAGAGGACUCAUGUAAGAUAACUUUUCCAGUGUGAUUUGUGCUUGUUGAUUAACAGGACACACUGUAUUUUGUGGAAACAUGUAUUCAAAAACCAGUGUCAUUGUCAGUAAUAAUGUAAUUUACCGUUACGUGAUAUGAUGAAAGGAUUAUGUCCUU
Molecule: messenger RNA, 1721 nt
Organism: Tripterygium wilfordii
Lineage: Eukaryota; Viridiplantae; Streptophyta; Magnoliopsida; Celastrales; Celastraceae
Product: 2-oxoglutarate and iron-dependent oxygenase domain-containing protein CP2
Exons: 9
Coding region: 218-1381 (387 amino acids)
Molecular function (GO): L-ascorbic acid binding; iron ion binding; oxidoreductase activity, acting on paired donors, with incorporation or reduction of molecular oxygen
Source: RefSeq, a predicted model, not a curated record